Molecule: messenger RNA, 1137 nt
Organism: Pelagomonas calceolata
Lineage: Eukaryota; Pelagophyceae; Pelagomonadales; Pelagomonadaceae
Source: the annotation of a GenBank genome assembly
CAAAUAAAAGCGCAACUCACGCUGGCCGCGAUAGAUCGCAAUCGGCUGCGUUUUUUAAGCAUAAUUAAUUACGUCAGUUGCGCGCGCUGUUUAUUCGAGCCAUCGCCGCUGCUGCGGCAUCCAUAGCAGUGGGCUGAUUUUGGGCUCACCGGUACGCCGUCGACGCCGCGGCGCAAACGCAAAAAUGCACGAUAGACAACAGCAGAGAUGACAGACGCAAAGGCGGAACGAUGGAAGCCCGAGGGCCACCCCAUGUUGGGGGUGCGCGGCAGCGUCGCUUUACUACAGUGCGCGACCACUCUAAUCUUGGUCUUCAGCGGCAUUAAUUGGAGCCAGACCAUCCCCCUGGCGAUGAUGCAGUUCGUGUCGGCCUGUACUUUAUUAGCACAGUGGGACAAGUCGGGACGGGACCACAUGUACGUCGUACGAGGCUGCGCGUCUUUAGUGAGGGCCAUCGUGGUCCUAAGAACGAGCGCCUGCGGCCGCGUCUUCCCGCCCUGGGCGGGCUGCGACGCCGAGCCCUGGCGCGGCCACGAGAAUGUGAGAUUGCCCUUCCGGUGCAUUCACGUGCUCGCUUGCGUGCGGCAGCUGGCGAACGCCUGGUCCCUGCUGAACCAGUACCAUCUCGUGGGCGACGGCGUCACGCCGGACAACGGGCAUCGCCAGCUCUGGAUCCGCGCGAGAAUACGCCUGGCAGGUGUGCCCAUCCAGUUAGCGCGCUUCGUCCUCAAAAUCGUUUUACUCGACGACACGCGGUAUGAAAGGGGCGACGUCGAGGUCGCCUGCAAUUUUGUACGGGCGGUGUUGCUGAUUCCGCUCAGCGCGUGGUCGCUGAACCACCAGUACUACACGUCCGGGAGCGAUCCGCCGCCUCGAAGCGUGCAGCGCGGCUGUGCGUGCCUCGAGCUCGAUCAUGUGGACUACAACCCGUCGGGCCAGGGCGGGUUACAUCGAGCGAAGUCCAAUGUCGGGUUGGGAGACGUGGAGUUGACCGAGACGCGACCCGCGGCGCCGGCCGACGACGCCGACGCGGAAACCCCUCGGUGACGCGUCGCCUCGCCGGCGCGGCGGGAGACGCCGUCGACGCGAGCAGCAAUUCACACUCCGACCGCCGCCGGCGGUGGAGCCUAAUUUUAU